CUUGGCAUUGUAAAUUUAUUUGCAUUCCACUAAACUCGGCAAUCUUUCCACUGGUUUGGUUGUAACUAUUGCUCAGCAUUGCAUCACAUACUGUAAACACGUGGGAAAACCUCGAAUUCUGCAACACAUUCCGAAUCAAAACAAACACUAAACAGUUCGAGGAAAGCAAUCAAUAAACAAAUCUCGUUCUGGAUUCGAUGAAAUAGAUUUGUGGAUGAUUUCUUUAGUUUCUACCUCCAAUAAUCGCGCGCAUCAUGUACCAUGAGAAGCAGCAACGGGAACUGUGUGCACUUCACGCGCUAAAUAAUUUGUUUCAGGAUAAAAGUUCGUUCAGCAAAUCUCAGUUGGAUCAUAUCUGCCAGCGUUUAUCGCCCAACGAUUACAUUAACCCUCACAGAUCCCUUCUCGGGCUCGGGAAUUACGACGUGAACGUAAUAAUUGCCGCCUUGCACAUGAAAGACUGUGAGGCAGUUUGGUUCGACAAACGGAAGGACCCAUCGCGAAUUGAUACAUCGAAAAUAGUGGGGUUCAUAUUGAACGUUCCAACCACCUACAAAGUCGGAUUCGUUAGACUCCCGAUUCAGCGAAGGCACUGGAUUGCCAUACGGCAGAUCAACGAAGAAUACUGGAACCUCGACUCCAAACUAGAUGUCCCGCAGUGUUUGGGGGACGAAUCAAGUAUGCUGCAGUAUCUGCGUGAGCAGCUGAACAGCAACGACAAGGAGUUGUUUAUUGUGUGCACAAAUGAGGUCGAUAAAACGCAGCAAUGGCUGCGACCAUAG
Molecule: messenger RNA, 782 nt
Organism: Anopheles cruzii
Lineage: Eukaryota; Metazoa; Arthropoda; Insecta; Diptera; Culicidae
Product: josephin-like protein
Exons: 5
Coding region: 255-782 (175 amino acids)
Biological process (GO): protein deubiquitination
Molecular function (GO): cysteine-type deubiquitinase activity
Source: RefSeq, a predicted model, not a curated record